Staurois parvus is the source of this 358-nucleotide messenger RNA. NCBI's taxonomy places the organism in Eukaryota, Metazoa, Chordata, Amphibia, Anura, Ranidae. The record is from the annotation of a GenBank genome assembly.
GGCAUUUCUCUCCUCUCGAGCUGUCACGCUGACAGCUCAGGGGACAUCUACACUGAUCAUCAGGGCACUGAUGAUCAGUGUGGCCCCAGAAGUGGCACCUGUCAGUGUCCAUCAGUGCCAGCUGUCAGUGCUGAACAGUGCCACAUAUCAGUGCCUACCAGUGCACAGCAAUGCCACAUAUCAAUGCCAAUCUGAGCUGCAUUUCAGUGUCACCCAUCAGUGCCAGUCAGUGCCGCCUAUCAGUGCCAGUCAGUGCCGCCUAUCAGUGCCAGUCAGUGCCACCUAUCAGUGCCAGUCAGUGCCGCCUAUCAGUGCCAGUCAGUGCCACCUAUCAGUGCCAGUCAGUGCCACCUAUCAG